GAAUUCCCUGUAAACAAAAGGAAACUCGGUUCGUGUUAACAGAGAGUUCGUGGGGUUCUUUCUUCUCGAUUACUCAGCGCCACACCGGAUGAUGAACACAUUGUGAGUAAUAUUGACUCUAGUCUAUAUGAGAUCAAAAUAAUUUAAGAUGAGGAAAUUCUAAAAAGCAAACAAAAUGUGUGAAGCAGAUUUAGAUGAAGAUGUUUUAUAUGAACUUCAAAAGGAGGUUCUAAAAAGUCAGCGUCAUUACUUAUGUGAUCACCUGCAGCCACAAAGGUUGUUUCCAUGGCUCCAGUCGCAGAACAGUUUGACUAUGGAUGACUGUGAGCACAUGCAAAGUCUUCCUACAACAAAAAGAACAGUUGAUAAACUUAUCGAUAUACUUAUAAAGUCUGGGCCAGGAUGUCUGAUAAAACUGCAGCGUGCUAUUCAAAGAAGUAGCAAAACACAAGUAUUUAUAGCAGAUCGAUUGAAGAAGAAAUAUGAGGAAUAUAUAAAACAGCAUAUUGAACAAGAAAACCUUAGAGAAAGUGAAUUCACCACCCAACGUACACCUCCCCCACCAUAUACAACAUUUCCUCAUAUACACGCACCACAUAUGGAAUUAAGGUUACCAGAUGCUUCAGCAUUUGCUCCGAGUGCCAAAUUCAGCACAAGCAAAGUAGGAACGCAGUUCCGUGGCAGUGACCGCCUUUCCACUUCUGUGGAAGUCUCAAACCCAGAUACGCCGCACGUGAAACCAAUUCUUUUCUCACCAACAGACAGAGUUCCAGUAACUGAUGAGUGGCCAUCAAAAUCUCCAAGCAGCAUUCCAAGCUCAAAUUAUGAAGAUUUUAUAAGAGACCGAAUUUCUAUCUUUGGAGAUGGUAGUUACACAGCUGCACCAAAUAAUAGAGAUUCCUCACUAUCAGGAAAAGUUGAAAAUAGAGAGGAAAAUGGUUUACCUGAUCAUAUUUCUUUACAAGCAAGGAAGAUAGCUUCUUAUUCUUCCUCACCUUCCAACACAAAGGUGUUUGUUCGUGACAAUGGCAGAGAGUAUACGUCACAGACAAGUCAAGUAUUAUCAAACCUGUUUAAUGAGCAAAGUGUUGAAAUGGAGAAACAUCAAGCAAACAUGAGGUUUUCAUCCAACGGUAGGAGUUUCACGAGACAAUCACGUAAUCCUGAUGAACAUGAUGUGAGCCUUAGCUACACUAGGUCACCAACACACAACGUUCCAAGCCGGAUUGAACCAGUUAAAACCAGUAUUGCUGCAGAUCCUGUUGUUGCCAAUACAAAUGAAAGUAGUAGUGUGGAUGUUACAAAAGAAAACGAUGUCAGUCCUCUGUUAAAAGUAACUAUGCCUAAAAGAAGCUUUAACUCUGACAAAAGUAUUUACAAUGCCACAUCUCCUACCAGUGAUAACAACUAUCUGAUGUUACACUUUCCAAACUCCGACAGUGAAAGUUUCGAAAUAACUGAUGAUGAUGAAUAAUUUGAUUUUAUAUUCAAGGGUAAUAUCUAUCUGAUGCUGCUAAAGUCUUUUUGAAGAGAUUUAUUUACACAAGAAGUUCCAGCAUAUGCAAGUCGAUGUAAAUAGUUAUUAGAGUAGUAGUAGUUAUUGUGAUAGCAAAUAUGUAAACUGUAUUAAUUGAACUGUUAAUUGUACCAAAAAUCAUUGUUUUUUUUCAAACCACCAUUUAAUUCUCCAGCACUUAUUUUAUUUAAAGCUCUUUAAAUGCCAAAGUUUAAAAAACUGAAGCACUUAUAGUCUUAUACCUUUGCCUUUAGCAAAGAAUGUUCAAUUAUACCUUUGCCUUUUAGUAAAGGAUGUUUAACGUUUUAGUUAUAAUUUUAGUCACCAGUUGUUUGUAUUAAUUUUUUUUUGGAUGGACAGCUAAGAAUGUUUAUAACUAAAGCACUUAAUUAUGCCUUUAAUUGUGUAACAACUUUCUUUCAGAAUAAAAUUAUUUUUAACGU
Ciona intestinalis (vase tunicate) is the source of this 1959-nucleotide messenger RNA. NCBI's taxonomy places the organism in Eukaryota, Metazoa, Chordata, Ascidiacea, Phlebobranchia, Cionidae. The record is from RefSeq and is a predicted model, not a curated record.